Messenger RNA from Girardinichthys multiradiatus, 2845 nucleotides. RefSeq names its product golgin A5 (gene golga5). Lineage: Eukaryota; Metazoa; Chordata; Actinopteri; Cyprinodontiformes; Goodeidae. Gene Ontology annotation, cellular component: Golgi membrane; Golgi cisterna. The transcript has 13 exons. Gene Ontology annotation, biological process: retrograde transport, vesicle recycling within Golgi; Golgi organization. Bases 196 to 2490 code for a protein of 764 amino acids. The record is from RefSeq and is a predicted model, not a curated record.
ACAAGUGGGUCAUUUCCUGGAGCAGUUCCUGGUCCACGUAUUGAGAAGCUCACAAAUAUCCUCUUUGACAGAUAAUGACAUUUGACUCCGUUUAUCCGAUCGGACGUCUCCUCUCAUGUCUAAACAUUAAAACUCUGCGAUAUCCAGGAGACUGGAGACCCAGCGAGCUUCGACUGUUUAUCAAACGGAUGCAACAUGUCUUGGUUUACUGAGUUGGCUGGAAAAGCUGAAGAUUUUCUAAAUAAAGUGGACCAAGGAGCUGCUACUGCCCUGAGUAAAAACCAGGAAAGGACGUCCUCCUUUUCAUCACCCUAUGAAGAAGAACCUGCUGUUACAAAUGAGUACAACUCUGCGGCGUACAAGACUGAGCCAGCCGUAACACAUCAUGCCCACCCAUCCUCUCGUGAUGCACCAAUUUACAUCUCUGCUGUGGCCGGCAACAUUAAGAAAUCCAGCGCUACUCUCCUUGCUGGGACGGCCAACGUGCCCAGCCCCCCCUCUGGUUCUGGCACCAGCAACAGCAGCAGUGGCGUUUCAAACCCUGCCAAGACCUCUGCAGGUUUUGUGAGGCCCAAAAAGAGCGAGCAGGAUGUGGACGAUGACAUGCUGUUUGACUUCCUGAACAGCUCGGACCCUCCGGACAGCAGCAGGAGGGAUUCGAAAAGAGAAAUUGGGAAAGCUGCGGCACCGGUUAUGGAGGUGCAAAGCCCAACGCCUCCACCUUCUUUUACUCCUCACAACAACCUCUCAGCCUCAUCCACGCCCCCUUCUACACGUGGGGUAUCAAGGGCCUCAAGCAUGAGCUCGCUGUCUGCCCACAGCAUCAAAACCUCAGAGGACAAUUCUGCUAAAGAGCAAAGUCAAGACGCACCUAAGAGUUCUGACUCUGGCUUGGCUCCCCCGCAGGAGUCCAACAGGCCGGAGUCGAGCAGGCCGGAGCCCACUGUCCCCACAGAGGAGCCACAGAGCCAGGUCCUGUCCAGGCUGCGCCUUGAGAACCAGCUGCUGCGCAACGAGGUGGCCUCCCUCAACCAAGAGAUGGCUUCAGUCAUCCAGAGAGCCAAAGACUUACAAGACGAAUUAAAUCAGGCUCGCCUGCGUGCAGACAGGUGGAACUCAGAGCAGUCUCAAAGCGGCCGAACACUAAGAGAACUUCGCUCACAGGUAGAAGAUCUCACAGAAGCACUCUCUGCCAAAGACGGCCAACUUGCAGUCCUAAAAGUCCGACUCGAUGAAGCAGAUCAGCUGUUGAAAUCCCGCAGUUCUGCACUGGAAGAAGCACAGAAGGAAAAGUCGAGAAUUAUGCAAGACCACACAGAAGGGAGCAGCAUGCAAUCCCAAGCUCUGGUAAAGAUACAGGAGAGACUGCGAGAAGCGGAGCUUUCUGUCAGGAGGGAACAGGACAGCUAUCGGCACAUGCAGAGUGAGUAUGCUGACCGGCUGGGCAAAUUAGAAGCUGAGAGGCAGACCCUCGCAGAGACGGUGACUGCAGCUGAGCGACGAGCGGUGGAGGAAAAGCUCAGGGUCGACGACCUCCAGCAGCAAGUGAAGAGUGCCAAAGCAGCGGCUGAGUCCGCCAAGCAGGAGCUACAAGACUACAAGCACAAAGCUGCACGCAUCCUACAAUCCAAAGAAAAGCUAAUAAGCAGUUUGAAGGAGGGGUCAGGUCUCGACAUGGGAGAUGGUAGUGGGACCAUGGCUCUAGAGAUGGAGGAACUUCGUCAUGAAAAAGAGCUCCAGAGAGAAGAGAUUCAAAAGCUGCAGGGACAGGUUGGCACUUUACGAGCAGAAAUACAGGAUUUGGAGACUCAGGCCCUGGCAGAGGCAGAAACAUUGCGGGAGCAGCAGGUCCAUCUACAGGAGCAACAGGCCUUAGAAAAUCGAGCUAAGCAGGAGUUAGAGGCUGAGGUGGAGCGCUACAAACAGGAGCUGCAGUACCUUGAGGAUGAGCACCAUCGGGCCCAAAUCAACCUGCAGAGCCGAAUCAAAGACAGAGAAGAUGAAAUCCAAAAGCUCAGGAAUCAGUUGACCAACAAAACUCUGAGCAACAGCAGCCAGACGGAGCUGGAGAAUCGACUCCACCAGCUGACGGAAACACUGAUCCAGAAGCAGACCAUGCUGGAGGCCUUGGGCACGGAAAAAAGCUCCCUGGUCUUCCAGCUGGAGCGUUUGGAGCAGCAGCUGAAGAACGCUCAGGGAGGGCAAAGUGGAGGUCAAGUCAUCAACAUGAGCCCCCUAGAGGGUCCAGGGACCCGUCAAAGAAACACACCGGUUCUGUUCAGUGAUCAGGACAGUCCAGGUGUUUACGGCAAAGUGCGGAAGGCAGCCAGUACUAUUGAUCGUUUCAGCAUAAGACUGGGAAUCUUCCUGAGGCGCUACCCCAUAGCUAGGCUUUUUGUUAUCCUUUACAUGGCGGUACUGCACCUGUGGGUCAUGAUUGUUCUUCUAACUUACACACCUGAAAUGCAUGGUCGCCCUGAUGGAAGAUAGAAGACAACCUGGUUAUUUCAAGUUGGAGAUGUUUUUUCGCUGGCCUUCGAUGUAAGGAAGCUGCUGGAAAAUGGGCUCUGGGACCUGACUCUCCAUGUUUUGCACUCAUAUGCUAUGAACUGAAGACAUUUUUUCGGAUUUACUGGUGGUUUCUUGGAAUGAGAGCUGAGAGCCGCAUUAGGUUUUAAAAUAAAUAGAACGUGAUAAAUUGUGUUGGUUUCCUGGAAAUGACCUUCAAUUGUCCUUCACAUAUUAGCUUUCUUCCUCUGUUCUCUUGACAGAUUGUAUGUAACACUAUAUUUAAAAAAAACAAAAAAAAACUUUUAUUAAACAUGUAAGAUGAGAAAACAUUCAA